This is a messenger RNA of Cephus cinctus (wheat stem sawfly), 3296 nucleotides long. RefSeq lists its product as uncharacterized. The record is from RefSeq and is a predicted model, not a curated record. Lineage: Eukaryota; Metazoa; Arthropoda; Insecta; Hymenoptera; Cephidae. Bases 433 to 2052 code for a protein of 539 amino acids. The transcript is spliced from 11 exons.
GCCGCAGUGCUCCAUUCCGCAAGCAUCCUCUCACGGACUCCUACUUUCUCGAGGAAGACACCGAUCCAUGCUCGGUUUAGUCGAAUACAGUGGAAUUUAAAAAAAAAUAGAUCUCAUCGAACAUAACGUCCCAUCGAAUACAGAGAAGAGCUUCUUAUCAGAAAGUAAAAAAAAAAAACAAAAAAUCCGCGACCAAGGAUCACGCACAGUUAAUAAAAUUUCCCAAUAAUUUCUAAUAAUCUUCCAGUUUGUCAAUAUCUUUUUCUUGUCUUUUUAAUUAAAUAUUGAUAAAGACCAAUUACGUUAACGCGUCUGCAUGAGGAUAGUGUGCCAGGAACAUUAUUGACAGACAGUGCAUUGUGUUAUUAAGAAGAUUUGGUGAUUGCGAUAACGUAACCACUAAUCAACUUGGAGAACAUUUCAUCAUAAACAAUGGCGGCGAUACGGCAGGAUCCAUAUCGACAAUUAUACGCUCUCGUCUUCUGGCUACUUUUAUUCGCGUUUUGCACCGUGGAAUCACUGGCGUCUAGUACACAAGGUGCCAGCGACGUCGAGACGCCUAUAGAAGAUCCCGUUAUCGAGGACGCUACCGAAGAUUAUUGGGCAGGAAGUGGCUCCGGUCCAGAUGAAGAUGAUUCUCUUCAUAACGAGACAAGAGAAGCUCUAACGCACGAAGCAAGCGACCACGAAGCGGUGGUAUACGUUGGCGAGGGUGCCGGAUACGUACCUGUGCCCUCUGUGAGAAACAGACCCCUCACAACCAAUCUUCAAGCCCUUCAAACUCUUCAGGGUCUUCAGGGCUUAGCUGGUGGCGGAGGAGGAACUGGAAUUGCUGGCGACGAGGACUGGCGUCGACAUCCUGAAACGUGGGAUCGCGAACACAGGAGAUACAGACCCAACACCACAAGAGUGCAGCAUAUCGAAGCCGAGUGCCAGGACGAUUAUAUGAAGAUCAGAAUUGGCUUUAAUGGUUCCUUCGCAGGACUUCUUUAUUCUGCUGGCUACUCUUAUGACCCUGAUUGCAUGUACGUUAACGGAACGGGUCGAGACUACUAUGAAUUUUAUAUUCAGUUAAACAGAUGUGGCACCCUGGGUGAGAACACUCAUCAUCAAGACAAUAGGAAGAAUCCUACGAAAAAUCUCAUGUGGAAUACCGUAACCGUACAGUACAAUCCUCUUAUCGAGGAAGAGUUUGAUGAGCACUUUAAAGUGACCUGCGAGUACGGUUAUGACUUUUGGAAAACCGUCACGUUUCCCUUUCUCGACGUGGAAGUCGCCACGGGGAACCCUGUAGUUUUUACUUUGCAACCUCCUGAAUGUUAUAUGGAAAUUAGAUACGGAUAUGGUACGACUGGAACUCGCGUUGCUGGACCAGUACGGGUUGGUGAUCCAUUGACGUUGAUCAUUUAUAUGCGUAGUAAAUAUGAUGGCUUUGAUAUUGUAGUCAAUGAUUGUUACGCUCACAAUGGCGGUAACAAAAGGAUUCAACUAAUCGAUCAGUAUGGCUGUCCUGUCGAUGAUAAAUUGAUCAGUCGAUUCCGUGGCUCCUGGUCCGAAAGUGGACUCUUUGAAACUCAAGUCUUUGCCUACAUGAAGACUUUCAGAUUCACGGGUUCUCCGGCGCUCUACAUAGAAUGCGACGUACGCAUGUGCCACGGAAGAUGCCCGAGUCAACCCUGUCACUGGAGAAAUGCCAAGAACGUAGCUAAACGUUCAGUAGACGCUCUGGAGGGUCCAACAACAGCGGCAACGAGUCUUUCAGAGAAUGUCAAUUUGUUCCAAUCACUUCGAGUUCUUCAGGAAGGUGAAACGGACACGGAAACGGCAUUGUUUCAGAAUUCAACAGUUGGCAGCAGUACGACUGAAUCCAGCGGUGACAGGGUCUGUUUACGAUCCACGCUUGUCAGUACAGUAAUUGGCUUAGGAUGCGGUCUGCUCUGUAUAAUGGCGGGCACUUUAUUAGCAAUGUGCUCAAGAAUGAGACGGGCUGCCCGCGAUAAAUUACUCUCGGAUAGUAUAAGCUAUAUGACGCACAAGGGUCGAAUCAAUUAAUGUAUCCAAGUGAUACCGACGACGCCAGUUUUCAUAUCGAGUCACGUAACGCAUGGCCGUAACCGACGGGACCUUAAUGCGCAUGCGCGAAGGAUUUGGUCAGAAUGCAAUACGUUGACGAAUGCGGAGUUUGACUCCGUUAAAAAAUUAUAUUAAUAUUUAUGCUAGGCAAUCAUCCAUGUAGCUCGACGAUCCAAAUACUUUUCUCUAUCUUUCACUUUCUCACACCGGAACCGUUGAAUCCGUUCGUUUAAAAAGGACCAAGGAUACGAAUCAAAUUUAUACAUAUGCUGUGAUCCUUGUUAAAUGCGAUGCUAUGACGUUUAUAGGAAACGUUAGUAGUUGGGCUUUAUAUUACACAGAUCUUCGUGAAACGCCAUUAUUCGGCAUGUUCAGGAACGCGUAAUUGUUUACUGCAUUCUUCAAUUUCACUCGUGCUUCAUAUCCUGCUGUCGUCGCGCGCUGUCAUUAGAUGCUGUCAAUUUCUUUUUAAGUGUAAUUCCAGUACACCGGUAAUGCACCUGUAUUAAAGAUAUGUAAUAGCUGAAUACUCAACCGGUACUGACUUUAUAUGUAACUUGAUCGUCCUUAACGGCAACCUAUCGUUAAGAUAUCAUUACGGAUGCAAUAAGUAUGCGUGACAUGUUGAUGGGAUUGCAACGGGAUCGCAGUCACUCGGUCACAUGUAUCGAUUCGUUCUAACUCGAUGUUUCUGAAUGUUCUUGAAUGAUGCGCUUGAUUUUACAGGAUAUCUUUACGCUAUAUUAUAUUAUACUUGAAUUGUAAACGCUGCAUAGGGAUAAUCAGUGAAGCUUUUACGGUAGACAAAUGAAAAAGAGAAACAUAUAUAUUGAAAAUGGAGAAAAACUCGUUUUUUUAGGGCCAGCGAGGAUUAAGUAAUGUUCUGAAAAUAUUGUGGACAACGCUAAAGUCUAAUUUUCUUUUUUUCAAUACUUGUUAGACUAUACUAUUAAUUUGUGUGACGUUACGUGGUGGUUAGGCGUACGUUUUUUUUUUCUAUUUUAAUUGAAAUUUAUUGUAUUGGAUGUUUUGAAUAUUAAUUUCUCCUCCUGGUCGUUUUCAAGUGACUAUUCAACGCAUCACAUAACUUAAUAUUCUCCGGGUUACACAUACCAUAUUAGGAUACUUUUGUUUAAUUAACUACCUGUAAAUAUAGAUUACUAGAACUGUACGAUUAUAUCAUAUUUAUAAUUAAGUUCGAGUGUAUCAAGAUUUUCAAUAAA